Molecule: messenger RNA, 1422 nt
Organism: Fomitopsis serialis
Lineage: Eukaryota; Fungi; Basidiomycota; Agaricomycetes; Polyporales; Fomitopsidaceae
Product: Alpha/Beta hydrolase protein
Exons: 14
Coding region: 1-1422 (473 amino acids)
Biological process (GO): proteolysis
Molecular function (GO): serine-type carboxypeptidase activity
Source: RefSeq, a predicted model, not a curated record
AUGCAGAAUAUAUAUCAUAAGCUACGUCAGCACCGGGAGCAAGUAGCGGAAGACUGGGUGCUGCAAUCUCGUUCGGAUGUCGCUGGUGGUCCUGGGACAGUGCAGAACAUCACUUUCUCGAACCCACAGGCUUCUGAGUUCUACGUCGAUGGUUCGAGCCUGCCUGAAAUCACCUGGGAUAUCGGGCCAAGUUGGGCCGGUCUGCUACCAAUUAGCAACAACACGAACGAAACAAGACAGUUAUUCUUCUGGUAUUUCCCUCCAGGCCCUCAAGGUAGUCUAGAUGACUUGAUUCUCUGGAUAAACGGGGGGCCUGGAUGUUCGUCCAUGCAGGGCUUGCUGCAAGAAGUCGGUCCGAUCUCGUGGGAAAUAGGUCGGGCGAUACCACAUUCCAACGAGCACAGCUGGACGAAUCUAUCGAGUAUCUUGUUCAUUGAUCAGCCGGUCGGUACCGGCUUCUCUCAGGGUACUCCAGAUAUAGAGAACGAGGACCAGUUGGCCGAGCAGCUUGUUGGCUUCCUCCAACAGUUCCUGGAGGUCUUCUCCGAGCUCAAAGGAAACAACUUCUACACGACGGGAGAGAGCUACGCUGGGAUGUACGUUCCUUACAUUACCAAUUACAUCUAUGAGAACCCCGACGCCCUCGACCUCAACAUGACAGGCUUCUGGAUAUCAGACCCGGUCAUUUCUUGGAACGUUGUCCAAGCUGAUAUCCCUGCGAUGGACUUUGUGCACAAGUAUCAGAAUGUCUUCGCCUUCAACCAGUCAUAUAUGAGCCAGCUCGACGCGAAGGCCGCAGCAUGCAAUUAUUCCGGCUACAUGGAGCAGUACGUUACCUAUCCUCCGACGGGACUGCUCCCGUUGCCAGGAGGAAGCAUAUACCCCGUCGAAGGAUGUGAUAUAUGGGAGACAAUCUUCUCUGCGGCACUGAAGGUCAACCCGGCUUUCAAUGUCUACCGCAUUUUUGACACGUGGCCCGUGCCAUUCGACAUACUUGGUUUCCCGGGCUCGUUCUUCGAGAUACAAACAACACCUUACUUCGCAAGGGACGACGCAGUUUUUGCCGGCGACGGUGAUACCAGUCUUCCGUCUGCGUUCACCGUGCUGCCCAACAUCAUCCAGAAGAGCGAGCGCUCCGUUAUUGUGCAAGGACUUGCGGAUUACCUUCUUAUGGCCGACGGAGCGAGGAUUGCGAUUCAGAAUAUGACAUGGGACGGACUGCAAGGCUUCCAAACAUCCAUCACGAACGACAGCUUCGUCGUCGAGGGCGUCGGCGCACUCGGCAACGCGCACUACGAGCGCGGUCUGGCCUACGUCGAAGUUGCGUUGAGUGGGCAUAUGGUGCCCGAGUUCUCGCCCGUGGCUGCAUACCAGAUCAUGGAGUAUCUGAUGGGUUUCCGGGCGAAUGUAUCCGCGGUGUAG